UAAAUCCUUUUCACAGACUCCUCUCAGAACAACCUCGGAAAUCAAAAGGAAUACUUUUAUACACAAGAAACAACCACAGAAAAUUCACCCGAGAAUACGGACGUAUUGUUUUGAGUUUGUAUUCUAAAAUUAUUCAUUGCUAGGCCUACUCGUUUUUUUAUUUCUCAAAUUACUUUCAUUUUGGGAUAAACCCCAACUAAGCCAAGGAGAACAAAAGAACAUACAACUAUUUUAAGAAGAAAUCUACUUGUGAAUUAAAAUAAUUAGAAAACAAGUUUCUAUAGGAACAGGUGACACCGACACCCAGGGGUUUAUUUGCCUGUUCCACAGCCUAUGUUUUUGGAUUUGACAUAUUCCGCCCGUCGCCCUCCUACUAUGGUGAUAAUGGAAGUCCCCAGCAUCGAUGCCAUGUCCCUCUGCGGGCUGCUGGAGGGGGACGACCCGGGCUGUCUGGUCCUGGACUGCCGCUCAUUCUUCUCCUUCAACUCCUCUCACAUCCUCGGGUCCACCAACGUCCGCUUCAGUACUAUAGUCCGCCGGAGGGCCAGAGGGGGGCUGGGGGUGGGACACAUCGUGCCCAACGAGGACACGCGGAACCGGCUUCUCUCCGGGGAGUAUCAGUCGGUAGUGUUUCUGGAUGAUCGGAGUUUAGACUUCGGCCAAGUGAAGAAGGACGGGACUCUAAUGCUCGCGGUGACAGCUCUGUGCCGAGACCCGUGUGGAGCCCGUGUCUUCUUUCUCUCAGGUGGUUUUGACACGUUCUCCUCGGAGUAUCCAGAGAUGUGUACCAAGCCGUCAGCUCCACAGGGACUCAGUCUGCCCCUCAGCGCCCGUCCAGACAGCGCCGAGCCCGGCUGCAGUCCAUGCAGUACACCGCUCUAUGACCAGGGGGGUCCAGUGGAGAUCCUUCCCUUCCUCUACCUGGGCAGUGCCUACCAUGCCUCCAGAAAGGACAUGAUAGACAUGCUGGGUAUCACUGCUCUCAUCAACGUAUCAGCUAACUGCCCCAACCACUUUGAAGAGUCCUUCCAGUACAAGAGUAUCCCCGUAGAGGACAACCACAAGGCUGAUAUCUCCUCCUGGUUCAAUGAGGCGAUAGAGUUUAUCGACUCCAUCCGUAGUUCUGGCGGUCGUGUGUUUGUCCACUGCCAAGCCGGCAUCUCCCGCUCCGCCACCAUCUGUCUGGCCUACCUGAUGAGGACCAACCGCGUGAAGCUGGACGAGGCCUUUGAGUUCGUCAAGCAACGUCGCAGCAUCAUCAGUCCUAACUUCAGCUUCAUGGGCCAACUGCUACGGUUUGAGUCCCAGCUCCUGGCUACUUCAUCCUGCUCGUCGGAAGCCGGGAGUCCUGCCCUGGGGAAGAGCAGUACGGUCUUUAACUUCCCCGUGUCUAUCCCCGUCCACGGCUCUGCUGGACACGGACAGCUCUCCUUCCUCCACAGCCCCAUCACCACCUCACCAAGCUGCUAAGGGGAAGAGUAGGAUCAGAUGGAGGGCUGUCUGUCUUAGCCUGGACUUGAACUGAACUGUCACUAUUGGUGUCGAGUCGUUGUGAAUGUACUGUAACAAUAUUAGUCGUGACAGGGUCAUUGACAAUGUACUGUCAGUGUCGCUCAACUACAGGUGAUUAAUCAUUGAGUUUUGGAUAGAGCUCUAGAACUGAUGGAACCCUCAUUGUUGCCCUUCCUGGUGUAAAGGUCAUAAUGAAGUGAUCCUGGCAUCACAGGACAAAAGGGCUCACUUUUGGAGAGACAAACCAAGUGGCCUAGUUUAUGGGUUCAAUCCACAGGUCUGCCCUAUCGACUUGAAAGGAGUUUCUCUCGCUACCAAUAUGGCAGUAUGGUUAUCGCAGCAUCCUCUUCUGAAGGUGAAUGAUACCCACAGAUCUGCCUAGAACACCUCAACUUCUAGGAAGAGACAGAGAAGUCAAUGGCUGAAGGAGACUGGGGGAAAAAGGUCAAUUCUUUAAAGGAAGUUAGAAGUAUUUUAAUGGGAUGAAGAGAAGAAGUUGUAGUCAAAGAAUCGUUGUCAAAGAUGCAAAGUUAUUUAACGAGAGUGGUCAGCUUUUGAUAAUCACAUGUUUUUUGUUGUUGUUGACCUGACACAACUCUUAACAAAAUGGGCAAGUAAACCCUCCUUGGUCACUCACAGACAGACAGUUGUCAUAUUUAUUGCUACCAACUAGACUCUCGGGAAUCAUGAAUUACUUUCAAUGUCCCACAGCUUUGUUCACACAGAGACAAACUGUCUUCCUGAGGGAAUCCCGCUAAUGCCUCGGCAAACGACACCGGUUUGGAUAAAUCACUCCUCAGACUCUUUAUUGUUGACAAACAAUGAAUGUAUCUCUGAUCUCUGGCCAACCGGCCGGCUCGGAAAGUGCCAGAAGGUUUAGUUUAAAGUGGACUGGAAAGCCCCAUUCAAAUGCAAAUGUAUGCCUUUUAUAAAAUACCAGGAGACCCUGAAAAACCUGACAAUAUUGCAGGAAACAGCCAACCAACCAUCAGAUACCUCUGAAACACCACCAUGCCUCUGAAGUGCUAGCAGCUGUUAGCUAACGCUAGCUCUGUUAGCAUCAUGCUAAUUCUGUUAGCGUCAUGUACUGUUAGCAGCUGCUAGCUCUGUUAGCAUUAUUGGCCUGCUAGCUCUGCUAACAUCAUGUACUGUUAUUGGCAGCUAGCUCUGUUAGCAUUAUUAGCAUGCUAAUUAUGUUAGCAAUUUGUACUAUUAACAGCUCUGGGAGAGUCAGAACCCCUAAAGCACUAAGACGGGGAUCAGACUCACCAGAGACUGCUGUCUGUCUGAUUACCUAUGUGAUAUUUAUUGAUCUAAAGUAAUAUAUUUCUUACAUCUAUUUUUGCAAAUGUUUGUUAGUUGUUUUUGAUACCUCUGAAUAAAUCCAAUUUGUCUUUUCUA
Messenger RNA from Oncorhynchus nerka (sockeye salmon), 2913 nucleotides. Its product is annotated as dual specificity protein phosphatase 1. Lineage: Eukaryota; Metazoa; Chordata; Actinopteri; Salmoniformes; Salmonidae. The record is from RefSeq and is a predicted model, not a curated record. The transcript has 5 exons. Gene Ontology annotation, cellular component: nucleus; cytoplasm. Gene Ontology annotation, biological process: negative regulation of p38MAPK cascade; endoderm formation; protein dephosphorylation. Gene Ontology annotation, molecular function: MAP kinase tyrosine/serine/threonine phosphatase activity; protein tyrosine/threonine phosphatase activity; MAP kinase tyrosine phosphatase activity. The coding region runs from base 334 to 1470 and encodes 378 amino acids.